Molecule: messenger RNA, 3081 nt
Organism: Esox lucius (northern pike)
Lineage: Eukaryota; Metazoa; Chordata; Actinopteri; Esociformes; Esocidae
Gene: gpatch1
Product: G patch domain containing 1
Exons: 20
Coding region: 26-2893 (955 amino acids)
Biological process (GO): mRNA processing
Cellular component (GO): nucleus
Molecular function (GO): RNA binding
Source: RefSeq, a predicted model, not a curated record
CGACUUUCCGUAGUUUUUAGUAAACAUGGCGUCUGACAAUGAUAGCGACGAGGAUUUUGUUUCGUUUGGCACCCCUUUAGAACCACUGGAAGAAGAUGAGCCUCUUAGGAAGCCAGUCCCAGUGUACGAGCAGACGGUGAAGGAUGAGAAGGGCCGCUACCAGAGGUUCCACGGUGCCUUCACUGGAGGAUUCUCCGCCGGCUACUUCAACACGGUGGGAACCAAAGAAGGGUGGACACCAUCAACCUUUGUCUCGUCCAGACAGCAGAAAGCAGAGAGACAGAAUGCCAGGCCGGAGGAUUUCAUGGAUGAGGAGGACUUGGGUGAGCAUGGCAUUGCCCCCAGAGAGAUCACAACUACAGCAGAGUUUGGCCCAGGCAGGAAGGACCUCAUCAGGGAUAAAGCCAGAGCCAUCUCCUCUCUGUCAGCACCUAUACCUGGGGACACCCUCCUGGAAGAUCUGGUGGCCCCAGCAAGGACAUCAAUAGGGGUGGAGCUACUGACAAAGAUGGGCUGGAAAGAUGGCCAGGGGGUGGGGCCAAGAGUGAAGAGGAGACCAGGCAAGCUGAAAGCAGAUCCUUCCACCAGGCCUUUGGGCCCUGUGCUGCCACCUCAUGGGUCAGAGGAGUCCCAGGAUGAAGAGGAAGAUGAGUUUGUCCCUGAGAAUGUCACCUUCGCCCCAAAAGACGUGACCCCAAUUGACUUCACCCCCAAAGUGGACCUCCAUGGUUUAGGGUACCGGGGCCUGAACCCCCUGGCUGCCCUGAGGGGCGCUCCCGCGGCAGGACACAUCAACUUGUUCACCAUGGACUCAGACAGGUCCACAAGUCUGUUUGGAGAGGACAAGAAGGGGCAUAAGAGGAGAGGAGGAGUGUCAGGACAGGCAUUUGGCGUUGGGGCGAUGGAAGAUGAUGAUGAUGACAUCUACCACAGAGACACCAUGUCCAACUAUGAUGCUGUACUGGGAGGGGAGGAGCCAGGGGAUGGGCUUUAUGGUUGGACCGCCCCCCAGCAGUACAGCAGGAAGAAGAAAGACCACAGUAAAGACGCUGCAUAUUUGGGAAAAAUAAUCGAAGGGUUCACCCUGGCUUCGGAAAAGACUGAGACCAAGACGAUCUUCCCCCCUCCCAACCUCCCCAGGGACUUCAGACCUGUCCACUACUUCCGGCCGGUGGUUGACAUGUCCAAUGCCAGCUCCAUGGUAGUCCAGGCCUUGCAGACGUCACGAGGACACAUGGUCCAGGAAGGGCCCUCUCAGGGAGGACGCCACCAGUUGGACUCUGCCCAGAGGAGGGAGCUUCUGGGAGAGGCAACACUGCAAGGGCCCACGUCGGUCUUUGACCUGCUGAAGCCAGAAGACCGGGAGAGGCUCUCUGGCUUGCGGAGGCCCACGUCAGGAUCCAGACCCCCCAACGAGCCGCCACCCAGGAAGCCCACCCCGGAGGAGGCCAGAGCUGCCAUGGUGGCUACAGGUGUAGCGGCGGCUGCAGCCAAAGCCUCCGCCCAGAAGGCCCUGUCGAGCAGGUUUGCACCUCCAGCAGAACAGCAGCAGAUGGAAGCUUUGAGUGUGUGGAGUAGUCCUACUGCCCAGGCCCAGACAGGACAGACCUUCAAACCAUUUGAGAAGACCCCCCACAAACAGGCCCGCUAUGACCACUACAUCGAGAAGCUGAAGCAGGGAGACCGAGAUGCCCUGGAGGCCAGUCUGGACCCAUGCAUGACAGAGUGGGAGAGAGGCAGAGAGAGGGACGAGUUUGUCCGUGCUGCUCUUCUCUACAAGCCCAGCAGUUCCUCUUUGUCGGGCCGCUUCACCAGAGGGAAACACGACGACAGUGUGGACCAAGACACAGUGGAGGUGAAACGAGACCAGGAGAACGACGUCGAUGACAAACAGGCUGCAGUGAAGAUGAAGAUGUUCGGCAAACUGACCAGGGACACAUUCGAAUGGCAUCCUGAUAAACUUCUCUGCAAGAGGUUUAACGUACCUGACCCUUAUCCUGGGUCAGGGUUUGUGGGAAUGCCCACAGUGAAGAGAGACAAGUUCUCUGUGUUCAACUUCCUGACCUUAGACAGCACUGCAUCCACCACUGCGUCCCCUGCUCCGCAAGCUGCGAAGGCCUUAGGGCCGUGCAAACCGUCCAGGUGGGAUGUGUCUGGGAAGGCUGGGUCAGAGCUUGAGGAGAAGGUUCCGCUCAGCAUGGCUUCUGGAUCUGAGUCUGGUCCAGACACCACUACUUCUGAAGGCACUGCUGAGGCAGAUGCUGAGAAGAAAGAGGAGGAAGAAGUGAGCCGACCACCCAUGGAUCUGUUCAAGGCCAUCUUUGCCGGCUCUUCUGACGAGAAAUCUUCAUCUGAGGGAGACAGCGAUGAUGAUGAUGAGGAGGAGGAGGAGGAGAAGAAGGAAGAAUCUGAAUUAGGUCAGACCCAGGCUGAGAGCGGGCCUCCGGUAGGUAACCCUUUCAUCGCCAACCAAACGGCACCCCCUGCUGCUGGGAUGUCCCCUAGCAUGCCAAGUGGUCGGGGUCUUGCUGCACCGGGUCGGGAUGAGGUCAUGGAAGAGGAGGAGUUUGGUCCCAAGCUGCCUCCCACUUUCAACACGAUGACGGCGCAACGCCCGUCCUCGGUUUUGGCUGCUAAAGAGGACAAACAUAAAAAGUGUAAGGAGAAGCACAAAGCCAAGAAGCACGGCAAGCACAAGAAGGACAAAAAGCAGAAGAAGAAGCACAAGAGGCACAAGCACAAAGACAAGCCGAGGAAGAGCAGUAACAAGGAACAGUCAUCAGAGAACAGCACAGAAGAGGGUGACGGAGACAGCCAGGAGGAGGGAGCAGGGGUAUCAACGGACGUGCUGCUCAGAAGGUUGAAAAGCAUCCGUGGCAAGAAGCUACAGUGACUCUGUGGUCCGAAGGAGGGAUGUACCAUGUCCUCUAUGAGGAUACCUGAAAUGGAGUCCAUUUUGUAUGGGAUUUAGGAAUUGUACAUUAGGCCUCACCUACCUAUGGUGCUGAUGGAAGCUUUAUUGGAAAUUGCGUCGUGUUGACUGCUGUCUGGUAAUAAAUAAAAAAGCUGGUUGUAAAGAAA